This is a messenger RNA of Plodia interpunctella (Indianmeal moth), 1247 nucleotides long. RefSeq lists its product as uncharacterized. Bases 192 to 1226 code for a protein of 344 amino acids. The record is from RefSeq and is a predicted model, not a curated record. The transcript is spliced from 6 exons. Gene Ontology annotation, molecular function: DNA binding. NCBI's taxonomy places the organism in Eukaryota, Metazoa, Arthropoda, Insecta, Lepidoptera, Pyralidae.
UAGAUUUAGAAGGGGGUGAGGCGGGAUUUGUGGAACCCAGUGGAGCCAUCUAGAUUUAGAAAGGGCCCCGCGCGGAGCCAUCGAUAGUAUUUGAGACCUCACUGCUAAAAACUUUGAGUUUCUUUGAUCGUCAUCUUUAUUUCUUUCAUUACAUUGUCUUUGAUCGUACAUACAUCGUACAAACAAGGACGAUGGAGUCGAAUGGGGGCGAGUCUGAUACAGCGAUAAACAAAGAAAGUGAUGAUGAGGAAUCUAAUAAUGAAGAAUUUGAGGAAUUCUUAGAUGACAAGCUUGCCAGACCCAAACGUUCAAAUUCAAGCCUAGCAUGGGAGUUCUUUGAUGUAAAGGACAGCAAACACCGAGUGGCAACUUGUAAGCUAUGCUCAUGUGAUUGCUCAUACUGGAGCUCUGUUAGUAACCUCAUGAAACAUGUACGGAGAAAGCACUUUGUCCACAUAACCAACCAGCUUGAUAGGUCUAGUAAUCCACAUACGAAACAGCACUCCCUAAGAGACACUAUUCAUUCAUCAAUAUGGAAUUAUUACAAGAAAUUGGACCUCAUAGAGAAGCUUGCUAUGUGUUUAGUUUGUAAGAAACAACUGUCUUACAAGUCUUCUACCAGCAAUCUGAAGAAGCAUUUGAAUAGAAAACAUCCAAAUUUGAAAUUUGAAAAUGAUGAUAAACGAGUAAUAUUAUCUAGUGAUGGGAAACUAUAUGAGAUAGAGGAAACAAAAUCAGAACAUCUUCAGAAGGACGACGACGACGAUGAUUUGGAGGAUCAGCCCACCCUCGAUAUUAAUUCAGUCUUCAUAGACGAUUUUGAAGACGACUACGUAGAAAGGAGAAAUAAAAAGAGAAAACUAGAAAGGGAAGAGAAAAAGCACAGAAAAGUAAUAUUAGAAGAUACUGGUCAUAGUGACGCCAGUACUAGUUCCGACGAAAUAACUUUUCAGAAGCGAUAUGUUCGGAAAAAGAAUGACAGUCUAAACCAGUUUGGAAAAUAUUUGAUUUCAUUAAUGAAACAAUUACCAAAAGAACUUUCAAGUCAAUUACAAAUAGAUUUUCUGAAACAAGUCAUGACAGCGAAGCUAACGUAUGAUACGCAGCAGCAGCAGAAAGGUUCUGAUUCGAGUAACGGAUACGCGAUCUCGAUAACAGAUAACGGAUUACAGAGUACUAGAAAUCAACCGUAUCUAGUUGAGGAACAUGUGGUGGAGACGCAUUAAUAAAAAUCAUUCAUUUUUAAA